AUGGCUCAGCGUAACAAGAGCGCCCACGGACUUGGCACGCCUGCACUCAUCUGCCUGCGAGAUGGGCCUGAAAUGAGACCACAGCCGCGGAGUCUACGGCUGCUGUUCCAGAGGAGCCGAGAGGGAACCAUCGCCAGUACAGUGGUAGCAGUUGGACUGACCAUUGCUGCUGCAGGAUUUGCAGCCCAUUACGCUUUGCAAGACCUGAAGCAUAUGGAGCCUCAAGUAAAACAAGUUUUUCAGAGUCUAACGAAAUCUGCCUUCAGUGGUGGCUAUUACAGAGGUGGGUUUGAACCCAAAAUGACAAAACGAGAAGCAGCAUUAAUACUAGGUGUAAGCCCUACUGCCAAUAAGGGAAAUAGAUACGCUCAUUGACGAAUUAUGUUUUUAAAUCACCCAGACAAGGGAGGAUCUCCUUAUAUAGCAGCCAAAAUCAAUGAAGCUAAAGACUUACUAGAAGGUCAAGCUAACAAAUGAAGUAAAUGCAUGAUUAAUUUUAAGUUCUUACUCAUUUAUGUAUAUGAGUACCAGCUUUUUAUAAUAAAAUGCCUCAAAGCUACACA
Molecule: messenger RNA, 563 nt
Organism: Balaenoptera acutorostrata (minke whale)
Lineage: Eukaryota; Metazoa; Chordata; Mammalia; Artiodactyla; Balaenopteridae
Product: mitochondrial import inner membrane translocase subunit TIM14-like
Biological process (GO): protein import into mitochondrial matrix
Cellular component (GO): PAM complex, Tim23 associated import motor
Molecular function (GO): ATPase activator activity
Source: RefSeq, a predicted model, not a curated record